This is a messenger RNA of Ipomoea triloba (trilobed morning glory), 1521 nucleotides long. RefSeq names its product probable flavin-containing monooxygenase 1. The record is from RefSeq and is a predicted model, not a curated record. Gene Ontology annotation, molecular function: NADP binding; flavin adenine dinucleotide binding; N,N-dimethylaniline monooxygenase activity. The transcript is spliced from 4 exons. NCBI's taxonomy places the organism in Eukaryota, Viridiplantae, Streptophyta, Magnoliopsida, Solanales, Convolvulaceae. The coding region runs from base 1 to 1521 and encodes 506 amino acids.
AUGGAGGAGAAGAGAAUAGGCAUCGUUGGAGCCGGAAUCAGCGGGCUGUUAGCGUGCAAACACGCCAUGGAAAAGGGCUUCACCCCGACAAUCUUCGAGGCCAGGGACGGCGUCGUCGGCGGCGUCUGGUCGGAGACCAUUGCUUCAACCCGCCUACAAACUCCCAAAGAUCACUACAGCUUCUCAGAUUUCCCGUGGCCUGAUUCCGUCACCGACAUCUUCCCCGACCACACCCAGGUUUCGGACUACAUUGUCUCCUACGCCGUCCGCUACAACAUCCUUCCUCAAAUCAGGUUUAAUUCCAAGGUGGUUAGCGUCCACUAUCAGCCUGCUAAUGAAGAAAAGGCGGCAUUCUCUUGUAAUGGCAAAUGGAGUGUUGUUGUGCAGAAUCUGAAGCACCCAGAGAACCCAAAUGAGGUUUAUGAGUUUGAUUUUGUAGUUCUGUGCAUUGGGAAGUUUAGUGGUGUGCCAAGAAUCCCUCGGUUUGCUAUGAACAAGGGACCGGAGGUGUUUGAUGGCAAGGUUAUACACUCCAUGGAUUAUGCUGCCAUGGGCAAUUUUCGUGCAGCUGAGUUCAUCAAGAACAAGAGAGUUACAGUGGUUGGGUUCCAGAAAUCUGCAGUGGAUAUUGCCACAGAAAUUGCUAGACUAAAUGGGACAAGAUUUCCUUGUACACUCCUACAUAGGACAGUACAUUGGACAGUUCCAGAGGCACUUGUGAAACUGUUGUUUACCAAUCUGAAUAGAUUUUCAGAGUUUCUGAUCCAUAAGCCCCAGGAAAGCUUCUUCAUUUGGCUAUUGGCACUUCUUGCUUCACCCCUGCUAUGGGUGUUUUCUAAGGCUGUGGAGAGUUAUCUGAAAUGGAUUUACCCAUUAAAGAAGCACAACAUGGUUCCGGAUCAUGGAUUCCUCGAGCAGAUAUCCUCGUGCAAAUUCACAGUUCUGCCAGCAGAUUUCUACAGCAAGGUUGCAGAAGGUAACAUCGUGCUAAAGCAAUCAAGAACAUUUAGCUUCUGCAAAACAGGCCUGAUUUUACAGGAUGAUGAUGAUGCUUCGCCUCUCGAGACAGAUGUUGUUAUCUUUGCAACGGGGUACGAGAGUGAUGAGAAACUCUGCAGUAUCUUCGCCUCGAAUCACUUCAAGAAUCGCAUUACUGGCUCAUCAGCUCCCCUCUACAGGGGGUGCAUUGAUCCACACAUACCGCAACUGGCCAUUCUCGGGUACUCAGAGAGCCCUGCAAUACUGCACACCACAGAAAUGCAGAGCAAAUGGCUGGCGCAUUUCCUUGCAGGGCGAUUCGGGUUGCCUAAAGUGAGUGAAAUGGAAGAAGAUUCGAGGGGAUGGGAAAAAUGUCUGCAAAAGUAUGCUGGCAGACACUACAAGAGAGCUUGUGCCAGUGUUCUGCUGCAGAUUCACUGCAAUGAUCAGCUCUGCAAAGAUAUGAAUUGUAAUCCCAGAAGAAAGAAUGGGUUUUUCUCUGAGAUGUUUUGCCCUUACAGCCCUGUUGAUUACAGAAUUUAG